AUUCACUUCGCCACAGGGGGUGUCAACGACCUAUCUCGGUCGGCGCAGUGCCACUACACACUCUCUGUGAGGAUGGUACCGUAUACAGAAUCGCAGACGCAGAGCUCGUCAUCGGAGUCCUCGGAACCCCCGGCGUCAUCGAGGCCGAAGUGUGAGGGCAAAGAUGCCCUAUGCAAGGCAAUGGGAGCCCUUUUUCUACAGCACCGUGUCGAGACGCUCGAGUCAGACGUCGAGAAGCUUCAGUACAAGAGAGAUACUCGGGCUCGUAGCACAAAGGGAAAAGGUUGUCCAUUUGGCCGUGAGGGCGGACGUGAAGUUGGGGGAAGCAGAGGGAUAGGACGUGAUGGCCUGGGGAGCGAGGGUUUGAGCCGUCUUCCAGCCACCUCGAAGAGAACUCAGCCCGUCGAGCGAGUCAUCGUUGCCGAUGCGAGCUUACUCAUAUAUUCGCUUCGCACCGUUCACGAGUGGAUCAAGGCAGGCAAUUGUCACAUAGUAGUCCCCAUCGAGGCUCUAAGUACACUCGAUGUACUUAAAAAAGGAGAACAUCACAUCAAUAUGGCGGCUCGCAAGGCGAUGCGAUUCCUCGACGAACGGUGCACGCGCGAUGCCCUUGGCUCAGAGGACAACGACAUCUUCUCGAAGCACUCGGAGGCCCAACCAGGCCUCUUCGCGCAGCGAGAAGGUCAAAAGCUCAAGCCAGAGGAGGUCGAGGGCCUCCGCAUGUGGCUGCUCGAUUCAAACAUGAUGGCACCGGUCGACAUGCAUGAAGGACACCUAGCGUGGUCAUUUCGAAAGAUACCCAAUUACAUUCGCGAGACACUCCUCUGUGCGCUCUGGUUUCUCCGCAGUCGCAUCAAUGCCGUAGUCCGGGACGGUGAUGCGCUUGCGCCGUCAUUCAGCCUGGCGUUGGCCCUCCCACCGCCUCAUCUUGAUGAAUUCGAAGACAGCGCUCCCUCGUCCAAUCUUCGCUAUGCCGAGAGAGCCGAUGGCCGUCAGAUCGCUCACUGGGCCAAGACAUGCUGUCAAGACGUACAUGCUUCGUCUUCUUCGGCUUCAGAGAAGGGCGACUGGAUCAUUGUUGCGCCUACCGCCAGCAGCUGGCUCUCAGCACCCUGCUCUGUGGCCAACGGUAAGGGCGAGCAAGCGACGUCGAUGAUGGUUUCGGCAAGGCCCAGUGCAAAGAUCGAGCAGCGAUGAUGACGGCACGACGACCAUUUUCAUCUUUACUCUUAUCCAAGUUGUCUUUGACGACAACUGCCAGCCUCCUCACGACGGUAUACACCAAAGGCUUCGGCUCACUAGCAGUUCUGCUAUGGCUCGCCAACCCACAGGCUCCUUACGAGGUUUCGCCAGUGGCAGCCCACAAUACUGACUUCAUUUGCGCUUGCGCAAAGGGACAGGGAUGACCACUUCGUUCGAUGAAAGGCUUGGUGUAGGAGGUAGAGCUAAAUAGGCUGUAGAUAGAUUGAGGAAAUAAGUGAGAAGACGGAAAGAGAGUACCGACAUCACAACCACAUGUAGAAAUGUUUCAAGUUGCCUUUGGCAGGGAGUACAGAAUGAGCUUUAAAAAAAGUACCUGGUGACAUGCUGCCUUGUAUGAGGUGCACCCUGCUGUGGCGAAAUUGGACGAUAUCGGG
Molecule: messenger RNA, 1637 nt
Organism: Acaromyces ingoldii
Lineage: Eukaryota; Fungi; Basidiomycota; Exobasidiomycetes; Exobasidiales; Cryptobasidiaceae
Exons: 3
Coding region: 73-1197 (374 amino acids)
Source: RefSeq, a predicted model, not a curated record